Messenger RNA from Caenorhabditis remanei, 1392 nucleotides. RefSeq lists its product as uncharacterized. The record is from RefSeq and is a predicted model, not a curated record. The transcript has 3 exons. NCBI's taxonomy places the organism in Eukaryota, Metazoa, Nematoda, Chromadorea, Rhabditida, Rhabditidae. Bases 1 to 1392 code for a protein of 463 amino acids.
AUGUCUGUUAUACCAGUACAGUAUGACAUUUUGAAGCCGAUUCUGUCGUACAUGAAUCCAAAUAAACGAUUUCAAAUAUCUCUUCGAAUGCCUUCAAUCAGCUCUUUAGAGAGCAGUAUAACGCUGAAAAUCGAGAAUUUGACGUUUACAAGGAUGGAUACAAAAGUGAAUGAGGUCUCCUACCGACUUGGUGUGUACCGUGAUUACGGACGCAACGAAACUCCUUACGAUGUCCUCCGUAUGAAUCAAGGGGGAGGGUCUUCAGAUGACAUUGAUCAAUAUGGACUCAUCAUAUUUUCCGGAGUGAACAACGUACUUCCAGGAGAUAUCGAUUUGAGAACAGUAGUUCACCCAGAUGGUUGGUUUAAUACGGACGAAUCGGAACAAAACGUAGUCCAACAACUGAGAGUUUUUAAAAUGUUGCUGGCUGAACGCUUGAAUCAGGAAUAUAUUGAAGAUGACGAAACCAGGAAUGCCGGAGUUGGUGGACCUUUGAAUGAUCUUAUAGAUUCAUAUCGAGAAAUUACAUUGAACGCAUCUGCAGAACUCAUUCAAAGCAGGAUUCAAUCACUUCAGGAUCGGCUUAGAGCUUUUUCCAAUCGUCGAAACAAUCAGAACCUGCCGUAUACUGCCUUGAUUCAAUUAUCCGUAUAUUCUUCAAAAGGCCGUCAGAUACAACGUGUUGCAUACAAUAAGUAUCUUUAUGAAGCGAGAAGGACGGUACACACAAAAUUGUUUGGAAAUCGUGGUUCAAAUAUAUCAGUGAAGAAUCUGAAAAUUGAGCCGCAUUCUCCGUUUUCAAAUCACAUUCUUCGUUUUCCCGCUGGAACAAUCUUGAAAAUUGAAAAUUUGGAAGUUUCACACUGGAAUUCACUUGCAUUUGAAAGUUUCAAGAAUGUCAUUCAUCCAUCAUCUUUUCCAAUUCAACGACUCAAAAUUUCUAGUAGUAUUUCUACUGCAGAUUUUCGGCACAUCAUUGCGAGAGAGCCAAAAAGAUUGAUUAUCAGUAAUAAUACCAAAGAAAAUUGUUCAUGGACCCCGAUUCUUUCGAAUCUGACCAACCGAAGAGUGUACUUGGAGAAUGAGAAUAGACUGAAUCCACCAAAUAAUUAUAUGGAUUUGAUCGAGAAUUGGCUGCAGCAAGGGCGUCCGUUUGGAACCUGUUUCUAUAUGGGAAUCAAAAACGAAGAGACCGUGAAGCAAUGUUUGGAGACUUUGAGACAGAGAGAAGAAGUUGUUGCAUCUUCUGAAAAACAAGUUCAACUCCGAAUCAACGCUUCAUUGAUACUCGAAGUUUGUUAUGAAAUGGCUGAACGACGUGAGAGAUUACAGAGAAAUGGCCCAUCGAAGUGGUGGCUGAGAUUAAGAGUUGUUCGUGGAAGAGAUGAUUAA